GUCUCUCUCCUCCGCUCUUUCAAUUAUUGUCUUGAUUCACAGUAACCACAAGGAAUUGCAAGCAUCAAGGCACAACCACAGCCACAACCAACCAACACUACCUCUCCCACGCCCUUUCUCUAUAAAUCACUCCCUCUCACUCGCAUCUCCUCAACCCCAGAAAUUUACAUAGCAGAGAGAGGGCAAUCAACCAAAGGCCCAAAACAAACCCAGUUUAGCGAUCAGAAACAGAAGAAAGAGAGAGAGAAACCAUUUUCCGUUCGUGUGUUGGCUGGAGAGGGCUGGAUUUAGAGAGAGAAAGAGAGGGCUUUUCUGGUUUUGGGUAGGGGUAAAACCCAGUUUCGACACGUUGUAGACAUCACGGCUAUACACGGAGUAUCGCGGCCACUAUUACAUGUCCGGGCAGUACGACGCAAGGGUUGUGUCAGUGUGAUUGAGAGCUGCAACCCUUCGCCGCACGGCGGACGAGGCGCUUUGCCGUCCGAAGGCGGUAGUCCUUCCGACCUCCUCUUCCUCGCCGGCGGUGGUUCACCUCUUUCCUCCUCCUCCUCCUCCUCCUUUUAGUUUAGGUUUAGGUCGUCUAUUGUAGUUAGAUUCAUUGUAUACUUAUAUCUAUUCUUCAAGAUCUGCUUGCUAUUUCGAUCUCGUUUGUGUAUUUGCUGAAUUCAUGAUGUUGAGGAUCAAGAGGGUUCCGACUGUAGUUUCCAAUUACCAAAAGGAAGAGACGGAGGAAGGCGCCGGACCCGGAGGCGGUUGUGGCCGGAAUUGCCUCAACAAGUGUUGCAUCCCAGGGGCAAAAUUACCUUUAUAUGCUUUCAAGAGGGUCAGCAAAAUCGUUUGUGAAAAGGGUUUACUUGGCGAGAAUGGGAACAAAGAGCCUCCUGUUGCCUUCUUGGACGAACUCCUUCUUGGGGAGUGGGAGGAUCGUAUCCAGAGAGGCCUCUUUCGCUAUGAUGUCACUGCCUGCGAAACCAAGGUGAUUCCGGGAGGAUAUGGCUUCAUUGCACAGCUGAAUGAGGGCCGUCACCUUAAGAAGAGGCCAACUGAGUUUCGUGUUGAUAAGGUCCUGCAGCCCUUUGAUGGGAACAAAUUCAACUUCACCAAAGUUGGGCAGGAAGAGGUGCUUUUCCAGUUUGAAGCAAGUGAAAAUGAUGAAGUCCAGUUCUUCCCUAAUGCACCCAUUGAUGUUGAGAGUUCUCCGAGUGUUGUUGCCAUCAACGUUAGUCCUAUCGAAUAUGGACAUGUGCUUUUGAUCCCUCGGGUUCUCGAGUCCUUGCCGCAGAGGAUUGACCGUGAAAGCUUCUCGCUUGCACUUUACAUGGCAGCAGAAGCAGGGAGCCCAUACUUUCGAUUGGGUUACAACAGCUUGGGUGCAUUUGCUACCAUCAACCAUCUUCACUUUCAGGCUUAUUACUUGGCUGUGCCCUUUCCCAUUGAGAAGGUUCCCACUAAGAAAAUAACCACUUUGGACGAUGGGGUGAAAGUUUCUGAGCUUCUGAAUUAUCCAGUUAGAGGUCUCGUUUUUGAGGGUGGAAAUACCAUGCAAGAUUUGUCCAAUGCUGUCUCUGACUCGUGCAUUUGCCUUCAAGAGAACAACAUUCCUUACAAUGUCCUUAUCUCUGAUUCUGGGAAACGUGUCUUUCUCUUUCCGCAGUGUUACGCUGAGAAACAGGCUCUUGGGGAAGUGAAUCCAGAGCUUCUGGACACCCAAGUGAACCCAGCAGUUUGGGAAAUUAGUGGGCAUAUGGUGUUGAAAAGGAAGAAGGAUUAUGAAGAGGCAUCUGAGGAAAAUGCUUGGAGGCUCCUUGCAGAAGUCUCUCUCUCUGAAGAGAGGUUCCAAGAAGUGAAAGAUCUAAUAUUUGAAGCAAUUGCUUGUGACCAUGACGGAAAUGGAAGUGUCCCUCAGAGCUUGGACAAGGAGCCAGACGUCACUCCUCAAUCUUUUGGAGAAGUUGAGUCCCUUAACAACGGCGCCUGCCCUUCUAUGGUGUCCGGGAAGCAAGAAUGCCUAGUUCAGCACUGAGAACUGGGCUCCGAAGCUCACACAUCAGUAUGUGUAUGUCUUAAUUAAGUACGGCAUGUGCUAUGGGUGUUCAUACACGUCCCCUAGUGAAAUGCCCUUAAAUAAAGCAAGCUAGGUCUGCAUUGUUGUUGUUGUUGUCUGCUUUCUGCAUAUUACCUUCGAUGUAUUUGCUUAUCCUCGGUAGAUUUAUGUAAAAUGCAAUAUGGUACUUGCUAUGUUGUGCUACUGAAUGCUUCUUGGAUUUGGACGUUUAGAAUUUUUAUGGCGUGUUCAACCCUUUGGCUA
Molecule: messenger RNA, 2308 nt
Organism: Cornus florida
Lineage: Eukaryota; Viridiplantae; Streptophyta; Magnoliopsida; Cornales; Cornaceae
Product: GDP-L-galactose phosphorylase 2-like
Exons: 7
Coding region: 668-2023 (451 amino acids)
Biological process (GO): glucose metabolic process
Cellular component (GO): cytoplasm
Molecular function (GO): GDP-D-glucose phosphorylase activity
Source: RefSeq, a predicted model, not a curated record